This is a messenger RNA of Apis florea (little honeybee), 1293 nucleotides long. RefSeq names its product silk fibroin 2 (gene Fibroin2). The record is from RefSeq and is a predicted model, not a curated record. NCBI's taxonomy places the organism in Eukaryota, Metazoa, Arthropoda, Insecta, Hymenoptera, Apidae.
CCCCGAACUUCUUAAGAUUGCUUAAAACAAUAUUUUAAGAUGGCGUAGCGUAUCAAUUUUCAUUCAAAACACCUGCUGUUUUCACAAUUGUCUCAUCAUCUACUAUAUAACCGUGAAUGAUUUUACGAAUCGGCAUCAAUCAGGAAAGCUGCGUCGAACAUGAAGAUUCCAGCAAUAUUCGUCACGUCUCUGCUGGUCUGGGGAUUGGCCGAGGGCCGCGUGAUUAAUCGCGAAUCCCUGAAGACGAACGUGGAGAUUCAAGGAGCAGCAGGAGAGGUCGGCGAUGGAUCUGACGCGAAUGGCUCCUCCAUAGAGAACGCACUACAAGUCGCUCGAGCGUCUGAGAACGUGGGCCUGAAUCUAGAAUUGAACGCAGGCGCACGCGCUGCCAGUGUUGCCGCUGCUGCCCAGGCCAAAAACACAGAAGCUGCGGAAGCAGGAGCAAACGCCGCUCUGGCCGCUGCUAUUGCCAAACGGGAAGAAGCGAUUAAAGCCAGCGAGAUAGCAAGUCAGUUGUUGACCAAUGCAGCAAAGGCGGCAGAGGCGACUGUAUCGGCAACGAAGAGGGCAGCACAAUUGACGGCUGCGGCGAAGGAAGCAACCAGAGCUUCUGCAGCCGCUGCUGAAGCUGCCACAGAGGCCCAGGUAAAGGCUAACGCCGAUUCGAUCGUCACGAAGAGGGCUGCGAUUGCCGAGGCGCAAGCUGCGGCGGAAGCUCAAGCUAAGGCGGCAAUUGCCAGGAAAUCAGCAGCGAACUUUUUGGCUAAGGCUCAAGUAGCGGCUGCCGCGGAAUCCGAGGCCACGAAACUCGCGGCCGAAGCAACGGUGGCGCUAACAAACGCUGAAGUCGCCGUGAACCAGGCUAGGAAUGCACAAGCAACCGCCUCGACUCAAGCUUCCUCGGCUGUCAGGGUAGAUUCUCAAGCAGCGAACGCCGAAGCAGCCGCUGUAGCAGCUGCCGAAACUCUUUUGGUUACGGCAGAAGCUGUCGCAGCUGCGGAGGCUGAGGCUGCGAACAAAGCCGCCUCCCUAGCAAAAAAAAUCGUCGACGAGAAGAAGAUACGCGUGGAAAAGUUGGAAUAAAGAGGAGACAGAGAAUGAUGGAUAAAUUAAGUUGAAGCAGAGUUGGCAGAACAAGAGGCGGAAGAUCAUUGUCAAACGCGAUUACCUUGAUAAUUUGAUUUAAACGCGAUGAUUAUUGACGGAUAUUAUAUGAAGAGAGAUAAUGAUUAACACAAUUGAGAUUCGUUCGUGUAAUAUUUUAGUGAAAAUAAAUUGUCGUAGCAACCCGAA